GAGCUGUCAAAGUUGGCUUCCUCGCAGGACAUUAACCCUCAAAGAUCAACAAUCGUCGAGGUGCUUGACGCACCGAGCUACACUGAUUUCACAGUCGAGUGCCAAUUGUUGAGUACAGACCCUCUACACCGAGCUGGACCACCCCGCUUAUGAAUUAUCUACAAAGUGGCGAGCUACCCGAAGACCAGUCCGCUGCAAAGGUGAUUAAACGCAGGGCGGCACAUUUCAUUGUGUUAGAUAACCAGCUCUACAAGCGAGCAGCCUCAAUGCCCCUAUUACGCUGCCUUACUCCUUACGAGGCUGAAUACGCCGUGAAAGAAGUUCACGAGGGAAUAUGUGGCACGCACAUCGGUGGCAGAACUUUGGCUCGGAAACUACUGAGACAUGGUUAUUAUUGGCCCACUAUGGUCGAAGACGCACAUGACUAUGUCAAAAAGUGCCCGACCUGCCAGUUCAAUGCUGAUGAUAUCCACAUGCCAGGGGAAAUGCUAUCAUCUCUUACGUCUCCCUGGCCUUUUGCUCAAUGGGGCGUCGACCUGCUCGGCCCCUUCGUCAAAGGCAAAGGAGCUGCACUUUCCUGGUCGUUGCGGUGGAUUACUUCACCAAGUGGAUAGAAGCUAAACCGUUAUCCACGACAACAGAAAGGAAAAUCGAAGAAUUCUUGUUCAAUUCCAUAUUGUGCAGGUUCGGCAUACCUAAGCGGAUUAUCGCCGAUAAUGGGCCACAGUUCCGAGCCGCAGCACUGAGAUCGUUUUGUAACGACUAUGGCAUCGAGCUCACAUUGACAUCCGUGUAUACUCCACAGUCCAACGGGCAAGCCGAGUCCGCCAAUAAAAUCGUCUUGCGAGG
Rubroshorea leprosula is the source of this 849-nucleotide messenger RNA. The record is from the annotation of a GenBank genome assembly. NCBI's taxonomy places the organism in Eukaryota, Viridiplantae, Streptophyta, Magnoliopsida, Malvales, Dipterocarpaceae.